Oppia nitens is the source of this 1120-nucleotide messenger RNA. RefSeq names its product helix-loop-helix protein 10-like. The transcript is spliced from 2 exons. Gene Ontology annotation, biological process: regulation of transcription by RNA polymerase II; developmental process. NCBI's taxonomy places the organism in Eukaryota, Metazoa, Arthropoda, Arachnida, Sarcoptiformes, Oppiidae. The coding region runs from base 252 to 1040 and encodes 262 amino acids. The record is from RefSeq and is a predicted model, not a curated record. Gene Ontology annotation, molecular function: DNA-binding transcription factor activity, RNA polymerase II-specific; protein dimerization activity; RNA polymerase II transcription regulatory region sequence-specific DNA binding.
UGAAUGCGCUUAACUAAAUGGGAGGAGAGUUAUCCCUCCCUAAGUCAUAACUGAGCCAAUUGACAGCUACCGAUGCCACUCAAUAGCCGCCUAUCCAUUAGUUGCAUACAAAAGAAGAUAAUCAGAGAAUCACUGAUUGAUAAGCUUAGGCUUGAGUUUAAGCGCUUAGGGAUAUAUUUCAAUUGAACUGUUGAUACCGUGAUGUGACACUUCUUAAUCCAUAUUUGUUUAACACUUCAAACAAUUUAAAAAUGGAUUUAAGUUUUGCUUCGUCUUCGGCACCCUUUCCUCAUUACGAUCACCAGUCAACUCAUCGACUCCAUGCUUACCGUACCAGAUAUGACACAACACCAACAAUGUCUAUGUAUGAACAAUCAGGUAGUUAUUAUUCAAAACAAAACUGGAUGACUGCCGGAUACUCGACACCACCUAUUAGUCCGAUAAAGACAUUCAAUUCUUAUACAACAGAAAACAAAUGCGAUAAUUAUUAUCAAACAGAAGAGUUGCCGAAAAUAGAGCCCUUAGAAGACUUGAAUAACAAUAACUUGACGGUCACUAACAGUGACGGAAGUGUCACUAAAUAUAUAACAGACAGAACUACAGGAGUGGUCAGAGUUGUCAAGAGAAGAGUGACGGCAAACAAGAAAGAGAGGCGACGGACGCAAUCAAUUAACAGUGCGUUCGCCAGUCUUAGAGAUUGUAUACCUAAUGUUCCCGCGGACACCAAACUGUCCAAAAUUAAGACUUUACGGUUAGCCACCAGUUAUAUCACUUGGUUGACUGCCAUUCUUGACGGACCAAAUGAUACACGACUUAAACUCAUGAAAGAGGGCUUUCGUGCUGACCUACCGUCGACUCAUAAGAGAAACAAUAGAGACAACUAUAAGGAUCUGAUAAAAAUAGGCACUUCUAUGCCAUGCAAUUCACCAAAUACUAUACAAUACAAGAGUAACGGAAAGGCCAAAUGUAAAGUAAGGACGGGAUGGCCUCAAGCCGUUUGGGUCGAACAGCUCGAACUCAAACAACAUGACAACCAAUAAUACAAACCAAUCAUUUGAUUCAUUAUUAUCACAUAAUUGUAUUACAAACACAUUAUCAAAUGAUAUACACUUUUAAUUAA